AUGUCAUCACUGGGCAAGUUAUUCCAGCACAGUGGGUACAAUGUGUUGAGUAUGUUUUAUAACAAACUUGGUGGUGACACGCAGAACCCUGCAGUUUUUGUUCCUGGGGCGCCACUCUUUCUCUUAGGAAUUGAGUACAAAACAACACCUCUAAAAAAACAAGCCCAAGAGUUACCACAAUCGUCGUUACUUCAAUAUAGUUCGAUGGCUGCUUAUGUUCGCAUGAGCAAUUUAUUAUGGAUGACUUAUCGUUCUGGAUAUGAGAAAUUACCGAAUUCGUCAUUAAAUACCGAUGUUGGGUGGGGGUGUACUAUUCGAGCCGUUCAAAUGAUGAUAUCCAACGCGAUGCAAACGUUAGUGUACAAACAUGAUUUGACGUCGUCCACUACGCCAUACAUCCCAAAACAAAAUGAAAUUUUGAACGUCGUCAUCCCUUUUGUGGACUUCUUCGAACAAACAACUCCACUUUCUAUUCAUCACGUCUACGAAUCAAGAUUCGUCGUCGAACAAAACAAGUCUGGAGUCAAUUACUUAGCACCAACUAUUGUUGCUAAAGCUUAUUCCGAUUUGGUGAACUCCUGGAAGAUGUGUGCUCUCCGCUGUGUAAUGGCUUCUAACACUUCAAUUCCUCUGUGCGAUAUUAAAAAAGAACCGUUCAAACCUACUUUAGUCUUUUUACCUAUUAUAAUGGAUCAACUCGUGAAGAGUAGACUCCAACAGAUCUACAAAUUCAAUAUGUUCGCAGGAAUAGUCAGUGGAAUAGGCGACAGAGCUGUCUAUAUCUUCGGUUUCCACGUCAUGAGAUGUCUCUUCUUAGAUCCACACACAGUACAACCAGCUGCAGAAUCUUUCACUAAAAUCGAUUUGAAAAGUUACGCCCCUAUCAAUCCCACACUCAAUCGGUUCGCUAUUCACUCAAUUGAACUCGAUAAGAUCGACCAAUUCUGUACCUUCGGCUUUUUAAUAAAAUCACUCGAAGAGGUCGACGCUUUUGAAAAAUUCUGUACGGAGACGUUCGACAUUUCUCAUGAAAAGGAAUUAAGAACAAGCAUCAGCGAAGUUGGCGGAUUCGAAGUGUUGGACUUCUAA
Molecule: messenger RNA, 1089 nt
Organism: Entamoeba invadens IP1
Lineage: Eukaryota; Evosea; Mastigamoebida; Endamoebidae
Exons: 2
Coding region: 1-1089 (362 amino acids)
Molecular function (GO): protein-phosphatidylethanolamide deconjugating activity
Source: RefSeq, a predicted model, not a curated record